This is a messenger RNA of Brassica rapa (field mustard), 642 nucleotides long. RefSeq lists its product as uncharacterized. The record is from RefSeq and is a predicted model, not a curated record. NCBI's taxonomy places the organism in Eukaryota, Viridiplantae, Streptophyta, Magnoliopsida, Brassicales, Brassicaceae.
AUGGGAGCUGAAGAUUCAAUCAUAUGGCUCCCAUUGCCCUCAGGAGUCUACUCAACAAGAUCGGGGUAUAACUCUGCUAAUGCUCUCCCCUUAGGGGAAAACCUGCAAAAACGUGGACUAGGAUCAGACUUCAACUGCAUAAGAUGCCAAGAAAAGGAAACAAAAGAGCAUAUUUUCUUCAAAUGCCAGUAUGCGAGAGAGGUAUGGAAACAAAUACCACUGGCUAAAGGUCCACAUAUAUUGGAUGACGACAGUUUCGAGAAAGCAAUUACAAAGUUCCGUCAAGCGAUCUGUCUUCCUCCGACAGGAAUCAGAGGCAGUGUACUAUCCUGGAUCUGCUGGGCAAUAUGGAACUCAAGAAACACGCUGGUCUUUGAAAAGAAAAGCUAUACCUCUGAGGAGACAGCGACAAAAGGAGUAGCAUCAGCACAAGAAUGGAAUCUAGCGCAGCAAAAAAUCGAACUUCAUACCUCCUUGUUGCAGAAGGAGAGGGAAACGACAUCAUCUAAUAGAAGGCAACAAAAUGGGGAAGCGGUUAUCUGCCACACAGACGCGUCUUGGGAGAAAGAGAGAAAGAGAGCAGGACUAGCUUGGAUGUUCUCAGGCUCACCCCCCCUAUCGUACUGGAAGAAACCCGUGUAG